Messenger RNA from Limulus polyphemus (Atlantic horseshoe crab), 1361 nucleotides. Its product is annotated as J domain-containing protein-like. Gene Ontology annotation, cellular component: cytoplasm. Lineage: Eukaryota; Metazoa; Arthropoda; Merostomata; Xiphosura; Limulidae. The record is from RefSeq and is a predicted model, not a curated record. The coding region runs from base 105 to 572 and encodes 155 amino acids. The transcript has a single exon.
GCGUCGUUAACCGUUUAGACAAAUAUCAAUAUUAUUAUACCUAUCGCCUCAAAAGCAGGGUAAAGUUUUGCCUGAUUAACAAAAUUAAAUUCGAGCAUAUUUUAAUGGAUGCGAUCUUACAGUUCGAACGUAAGGAAGAUGACGAUUUUUAUUUUAUUCUUGGUUGUGACGAAUUAUCAUCGACAGAACAGAUUUUAGCAGAAUACAGAUACAGAGCUGUCGGUCUUCAUCCAGAUAAAAAUCCCGAUUCAACUGCAGUUCAACAGUUUCAGAAGCUGCAGAGAGCCAAGGAUAUAUUGAUGGAUCCAGAAAUGAGAAAAUUGUACGACAAAUGGCGUAGAGGCUGUAUAGCCAUGCCAUUUGAACAAUGGAUGAAUUUAGGGAAAAGUGCACACUCUUCUAUGCACUGGGUCACAAAGAAACGAAAGGAACCCAUGUUGAUUGGAGGAGGUAGCUCGAAUAGACCAGACGAUUCACCAAGUACUCUGUCAAGACCAGCGGAGGAACAUUCAGUAUGGAAGAGUGAACCGCCAGGUGAUGUGUUACGUAAAUUUAGAAAUUACGAGAUAUGAAAAUCAACGUCUUUUUGUAUUACUAUUAAUGCUUAGUGACACUGUACACUUAUAGCUUAAUGCUUUGGUACAGGAUUUUUUUUUCAACUUUAUUGUAUAAUUAAAAUGUAUAAAUAUUGUCAUUAUCUUGGUGAAAGAAGAACAGCCCCUGUGAGAGUCCCAUUUCCUAACUGCAGCCACAACUGUUAGGGCCUUCUAUUUUUAUGAAAUAUAUUUCUUAACAGUUUUGUUUUACAAUAUAUAAUUUUUGUCUUUCAAUAUAUAUUUUAAAAUAUAAAUAAUAACGUUUUUCAAGAAAUAAGUAUCAAAAGAGAAUAUAUGGUGUCAAAUAUUUUUACAGUUUAGGGUAAAAAAUUGAGCCUCUUGUGUAAAUCAGGGCCUGUUAAAACUUUAUAUUACUCAACUAAUUUUAGACAAAAAUAUGUAUUCCAGUACUAGUAAGCUGAACUGACAUUUUCUAACCGAUGAGAUUUACUUAUUCUAAAAAUUAUACAAAUUACUGUGUUGUUUAUUAUAUGGUAAACAUUAACAAACUUAAAAACUAGGAAUUGUAAAAGAACAUUACCCUAAAGUAUUUUAACCAGAUCUUUGAUUUUAAGAAGUUUUUUUUUUUACACCUCUUUCCGUUUCUUCAUAAAUAGUGCUUAUAAACCACAGAAUAAAUGACAUAGUUUCAGAUCAAAAAUCUGUUAAUAAUAUGUAUGUUGGGGGUCUGAAAUUUGUGUGUUUUAGUUGACCCCAACCACCUAGGAAACCCAUGGACCAACUAGAAUAACAAAAAAAAAAAAA